AUGAUCAGCGAGGAAGAGGCCCCGAGGGUACUACGACGGGAAAGACGCUGUCCUACUGAUACUAUACUUAGGAUAAUACCUGUCCAUGCGAAGCCUUAUGUUCUGGAGCGCCUUUUCCGCUCUACCUCGCACAAGUGCCUUCACUCAAAAGUAUCGAUCGCAAGGAUGACAGCUCUGGGCAUAGAGAGGGAAGGAAUAAUUGGCGCUAUUGUCUCCGAAACAGUUUUCAGCCGAGAAGGCAAGCAAAUGGAUAAUGGAAUGAUGCUUCUCGAUUUUCUCCUGUCGCACCUCCUUGACAAAACUUGGGCAGCCAUCGUAGAGACAGAUGAUCUUAACUCACAAACCUGGGUAGAUGGAGCUCAUUUAGCUCCAUUUCUACAUCUAAGAAAAGAACCUCAACACAUCUGCGGCCUGGUGAUUCUUCUUUUAUUGUCCAGUCUGACGAAAAGGAUGGGUCUAAUUCCGCACAUUAUAUCUGGUCCACAUGCAGAUAGUUCAGGUCUUUGGUCACUCGAGAUUAACCCAGGUGAUGACAAUCUUGCUAGGCAGCAUCCUAGAUGA
Messenger RNA from Brugia malayi, 561 nucleotides. RefSeq lists its product as uncharacterized. NCBI's taxonomy places the organism in Eukaryota, Metazoa, Nematoda, Chromadorea, Rhabditida, Onchocercidae. The transcript has 4 exons. Bases 1 to 561 code for a protein of 186 amino acids. The record is from RefSeq and is a predicted model, not a curated record.